AUGGGUACAAUUAUGCGCGGGGAUCAGACGUUGAGGCUUAUUCAGCUAUAUUACAACAACUAUCCCGAGAUUGCAAGGAAUACGCAAGAUGCCGACGGUCGCCGAUUGCGUUCUCAAAUCUGGCAAGGAAUUGCGGAGGAAUUAAACGCGGCUUAUGAUACGAACUUCUCUGUGGAACAAUAUAAGAAGAAGAUCCAGAAUGUUCAAUGCACUUCACGACAAAAGAUUCAAACCGGGAAACGGUAGGUUAACAUGUUGAAAAAUAGUUUAUGUCAUAUUUCACUAAUUACAGUAAUCUCGGAGUUGCUGAAUUCGAAUAUCUCAGACUUUUUGAACAAGAACGACUGACUUGUAAUGGAUUCAACAUGGACGCGUACGACUCGUUGACAAGAAGUAGUUCCACUGAUCUAUCAUCAAAUGUGAAGGUCGAGCAGAUGUUGGAGCAAUUCGGAAUCACUUUAGAAACUUCACAUAACCUUGAGAAUGCUUGCGAACAAGGAUCCAAUUCCGAUUCUGAUUCCAACACAACAACGACUGCCCCUUCAACCCUACCAGAGAAUCCUCCAAGAAGUCCUCAGACUAAUAUUCUCGAUCCCAGGCAUCUAAUCUUCGCCUUGGGGCAACUGACGAAGGAAUGUAAGAUGAAUCCGGUUAACCCUAUCCAGAACAGUUCACACGGUAAAGUGGAGAGUCCAGAGAAAGAAGAGAGAGAUACUAUUAAACGAACGGCAGUCCCAGACGAAACUGAAGUCAAUCGAAUCAUGGCUGUCAAAAAACGGAAACUGAAUGGCCUGUUCAACAUUGAAGACAAGUGGAAAAAGGAGAUCGUUGAGGUAAACAAGGCCCCGUCUAUAGUAUGUGAUUAUCUAGGUUGUACGCCCGUUCUGUUUCGCAAUUAUGCAGCCAUGAAUCCCAAGGAAAAAAUACCAGUUUCUAAAAUUUUCAGAAUCAGCAACAAAUCCUUGAUGGUCAACAUCGAUUAAUCGACCAAAUUCACGCGUUCGUCAUUCAGCAAAGUCAGCACAACCACCUAAACCUUCUGUCACAAAAAGUAGAGAAACUCUGCACCGUUCUGGGAAACAUCAACGAGACUCUAACUUCGCUUUCAGCCCAUUCGACCGUUAAGAACAUUCAAAAUGUAUCGCGGCCUCAGGAAAUCGCACAGUCAGAUAUGUAA
This is a messenger RNA of Bursaphelenchus xylophilus (pine wood nematode), 1177 nucleotides long. The record is from the annotation of a GenBank genome assembly. Lineage: Eukaryota; Metazoa; Nematoda; Chromadorea; Rhabditida; Aphelenchoididae.